AUGGCCGGCGCCGGCGCCCUGACGGUGGCGAGGGACUACCGGAGGGGGAACUGGACGCUGCCGGAGACGAUGCUGCUGAUCGAGGCCAAGCGGAAGGUGCACGAGGAGCGGCACCCAGGGGACCAGGUCCUGGCGCGGUGGCGCUGGGUCGAGGACUACUGCUGGCGCGCCGGGUGCCGGCGCAGCCACAACCAGUGCAACGACCGCUGGGACAACCUCAUGCGGGACUACAAGAAGGUGCGCGCCUACGAGGUGGCCGGCGCCGGCGCCGGCAGAGCGCCCAGCUACUGGGCGAUGGGCAGAGCGGAGAGGAAGGAGAAGGGCCUCCCGAGCAACCUCCUCCGCGAGAUAUACGACGCCAUGGGCGAGGUCAUCGAGAGGAGGAUGAGCUUGGGUGGCUGCGGUGGCGGCAGUGGCGGUGGCGCCGGCGGGACGUUCUUGGGGGCGUCCUCCGGCCUCCUCGACGUCCCCAUGCAGGCUUCCCCGCUCGCCCAGUUCCUGCCCCGAUCUCUACCUCUAGAACAAGAGACGCGGCAUCACGGGUACCGCGUGGCGCAUUUCAGCCCCGAGUCGCCGGACAGGAAGAGGAGGCGGCCAUCGCUGGACGACCUGCGGCCAGGGAUAGGGAGCAGCACGCCACCAGCGCCGGGAACGCACGUCCACCGUCAGGAACAAGGACACCGCCACCGCGAGGACGACGACGAUCACGGCCGCGACGGCGAGAGCUCCGACUCCGAGCGCUCCGACGAGGAGGAGGAGGAGGAGGUCCUGAGCGGCGCGAUCGGUCGGUGCGCGGCGAUCCUGUCGGAGGCUCUGGAGAGCCGGGAGGCCGCGGAGGAGCGGCGGCACCGGGAGGUGAUGGCCGUGGAGGAGCGGCGCGGGCGAGCGCUGCAGGCGCGCCGCGAGGCCGGCCAGCAGUGCGUGGCCGAGCUUGCCGCGGCCGUGAACCAGCUCGCCGGGUCCAUGCUGGCGCUCGCCGCCGCCAAGCACAAGGACAAGGGCGGCGCGGCGCCGCCCAAGUGA
Panicum hallii is the source of this 1023-nucleotide messenger RNA. RefSeq lists its product as uncharacterized. Bases 1 to 1023 code for a protein of 340 amino acids. The record is from RefSeq and is a predicted model, not a curated record. The transcript is spliced from 2 exons. NCBI's taxonomy places the organism in Eukaryota, Viridiplantae, Streptophyta, Magnoliopsida, Poales, Poaceae.